Messenger RNA from Photinus pyralis (common eastern firefly), 5077 nucleotides. Its product is annotated as probable multidrug resistance-associated protein lethal(2)03659. Gene Ontology annotation, cellular component: membrane. The coding region runs from base 1299 to 4988 and encodes 1229 amino acids. The transcript is spliced from 13 exons. Gene Ontology annotation, molecular function: ATP binding; ATP hydrolysis activity; ABC-type transporter activity. Gene Ontology annotation, biological process: transmembrane transport. NCBI's taxonomy places the organism in Eukaryota, Metazoa, Arthropoda, Insecta, Coleoptera, Lampyridae. The record is from RefSeq and is a predicted model, not a curated record.
UAUUCAAACUUAUUAAUGUAAUUUUAACACUUGCUAUAGAAUAAAUAAUUUUUAUUUGCAAAUCUAAGGGACUCAUCAUGAGAGAGAGCAUCGCCAAAUGGUCGUAAUGUAGUGGUAAAAACUUGGUUCCAUUAAAGAUCACUUUACAAAAGUUCACUAUUUGGUGGGUAGCAAAAUGCUUGUGCAGCCUCUCAUUUCGGAAAUCACUGUCACAAUUUCAGAAAUAUAAUUGCAACAACAACCUCAGGGCGAUUUUCUUUUUUCGAGGAUACUCUGUAUCCAAGAUAAGGAUGUCUAUAUCAUGGGGAUCUAGAAAACCAUUGACGAUACAACGAUAAUCAAAUUUGGGAAAAGUCUGAUUACUUUCCAAGAUAUGCCAGAUAACUUCCCGUUAGCUAUUUAAACUGACGUUUUUGCAAUUUUUGAUUUUGUAUUAAAAUUCAAAAUUACAAUUGACUGUUCUUUUUGAAAUAAAAUCCCUGUAGAUCUGGAGGUACAUAUCACCAGCAGACAUAAACAGAGUGAUUUGAAAUGGCUACCACAAAAUCUGCUGUGAAAAUCUGAUGAAUGUCGAUACUGUGGUUGAUUUCAUAAUACAAAAAAAAGGAAACAAAUUUGUCUUACUACCAACCAAGAUAAGUUAGUAAAAAUCGUCAAAUUUUCGUGGAAGCAGACUGUGUCCUAGAUUCAGUUUGUUUUAAGUAGUCCGAUAGCGGGUUCAGAUGGAUACUGGAGGAGACUUGAAAACUCAGGGAAAUUCCACCAACCCCUCUUUAUUCAACACACCAUGGAACUUGUCUUCGGUACACUGAGGUACCGUUGUUUUUAGGAAUUUCAAGCUCAAUUGUUGUAUUUAUCUCCAACUUGAGGUAGCAUCUUGGUCGGAUCUUCAUCAACUUAAGAAACCACUAAUCAAUCUGGUCGGUAAUGAAACUCAAGAAUAAAUACAGAAUGGUUUGUAACGAAGCACCCUGUUUCCGCCUGGUCUCGGCAAAAUUAUUAAGAUUAUUCUUGCAGCCUCCGAAAGCUGUUAUACUUUGGAAGAUGAAGGCGAAUUAAUAUUUUGAAUUUUGAACGCCGUUAAUUAAUUAUUAACUAUUUUAGUUUCCAAUAGUAAGUGAAAACCAGGAUAGAAACGAGUUCCAAAUCGAGGUGUUUGAUUAGUCUUGCAGCGUGCAAGUGUGUAGAUAAUGACAACAGUCGUUGUGCCGGAAAAACUCCAAUUAGGCCUAGGCGUUAAUUGGAUUAUCGCAUAUUGAAGUUUGAACGCGCCUAAUUAGUGGCGAAUUGUAAUAGACAUGAAUUCCAAUAAUAGCAACAAACGGAAAGGAAAUCCUCGGCAAAACUGCAGCUUCCUGUCUUCGGCUUCAUUUUUUUACACCAUUCCGACGUUUCUUUAUGGACGCAGAAAAGGUUUUGACGAGGAUAACAUGUACGAGACCGUGGACGGAUUCCGUUCAAAACUGUUAGGGGAUAAGUUGGAAAAACUGUGGUGCAAUGAACUGAAAAACGCGCUUAGGACCAAGCGCGCGCCUUCCUUACGAAAAGUUCUAUGUCGUGCCUUUGGUUUACAAAUGCUUACGUUUGCGGCGUUAUUACUCGUUAUAGAGUGCGCGAUAAAGCCUGCUCAAGCGGUAAUGGUGGGCCGUUUGGUUUCCUUCUAUACACUUGAUAAUGUGAAUACUGGAGUUUUGCCAUAUGCCUUCGGCAUAAUUUUUUUGACAUUUCUAAAUACAGCUCUAUUUCAUCCAUAUAUAGCGAACUCUCAGAUGGUCGGAUUGAAAGCAAAAAUAUCGUGCGGGUCUCUAAUUUACAGGAAGGCAUUGAAACUGCAUUACACAGCUUUGUGCAAGACCAGUGUGGGACAAAUAGUCAAUUUACUUUCAAACGACGCUGUCAUACUUAUAAGAUUCUCUGUAAUCGUGAACUACGUUCUGAUUGCUCCCGUACAAUGCCUCGUCGUUACGUACCUAAUGUACCAGGAGGUUGGAUUUUCAGCAAUAGUUGGUGUAUUAGUUAUCGUUUUGUGUACACCGUUCUAUUAUUUUUUGAGUAAGGGAGCGUCCAAGUACAGAUUGAAGACAGCCAUGCGUACAGAUGAGAGAGUACGCUUUAUGGCCGAAGUCAUUUCUGGAAUGCAGGUGAUUAAGAUGUAUGCUUGGGAAAAACCAAUGGAAAAUAUUUUAAAUUCCCUUCGUAAAUUCGAAAUGAAAUACAUCACUUUGUCCUCUUACACCAAAGCAGUAUACCUUACACUCGAUGUUCUGCUAAUACCAACCAGCCUGUACGUGACCAUACUGGUAUACGUAAUACAUCACCAGUUAACUGCCGACAAUGUAUUCAGCCUAACCGUUUUUUACACUACGUUCCACUUUACAAUGGCCUGGAGCUUACCGCAAGGGCUCUGCGUUUUAGGCGAGACACUUAUUUCGAUCGAUCGCAUUACCAAAUUUCUUACAAGUGCGGAGAUCAUACUAAAUGACGCCGAGAAGAUGGUCGCAAAUUCCGGCGCGAUUGAAAUUACCCACGGUACCGCUAAGUGGAAUACGAAAAUUACUUUAGAAAAUAUCACGUUUGCCGCCAAUCCUGGUUCUUUGAUAGCAGUGAUUGGACAAGUGGGUUGCGGCAAGUCUAGUUUAAUUAACGCGUUGUUAAAGGAAUUGCCUUUAACUUCCGGGAGGAUUUCGGUGAAUGGAAGUGUUAGUUAUGCGCCACAAGACCCUUGGUUGUUCGGCGGAAGCGUACGUGAUAAUAUCCUUUUCGGACAGAAAGUGGAUCUGUUGCGAUACAAAGAAGUGAUUCGUGUGUGCGCCUUGGAGUGUGACCUGCAGCUGCUACCUUUUGGUGAUAACACAAUCGUUGGAGGCCGAGGUAGUUCACUCAGUGGUGGUCAGAAGGCGAGAAUCAGCUUGGCACGUGCGGUCUACAGACAGGCGGACAUUUAUUUAUUGGACGAUCCCCUCUCGGCUGUGGACCUUCGCGUUGGUGAGCAAAUAUUUGAAAACUGCAUUAAGGGCUUUUUGAAGGGAAAGACUGUGAUACUCGUUACACACCAGCGACAGUACUUAAAAGAUAGGGAUCGUGUAAUUGCGCUUGAAAGUGGCACAAUCCUCUCAGAGAUAAACUGGAAGGAAGCAAACGUGUUUGCACGUGAACAAAUCAGCGAGGUUGUAUCCCCUGCUCUUCAAUUUCAAGCAUUAGAUGGUAAAACGAAAGAUGCCCAAAAUAAAGAACAAAUUUCGCGUGGUUCGGUUUCUAAGAACGUGUACUUAUCAUACUUCACUUUGGGUGGAGGUAUUGGAUUUACUACCCUCACUUUAUUUUUGUUGCUACUUUGCCAAGUUUCUGUAAGUUCCAGCUCCUACUUUUUGGCAUAUUGGGUAAACGCUGUGGACCUGGGUAAUGAGACCGCUGCUGGACAAAAUCUCGAAGCAUCAUCAGCAUCCAAUCAAAACAUUUACAUAUACUCCACAAUUACUCUCUUUUGCAUUGUAAUUGCGUCUGUACGUGCCUAUGUGUUCUAUACGUUAUGCCUGAAAUCCUCCAAUCGAAUGCACGGUAAUAUGCUUAGUAGCGUUCUUCGCGCGACCAUGCGAUUUCUCAACACAAACUCGCAUGGAAGAAUCAUAAAUCGGUUUUCUCAAGAUCUGGAAACUGUGGACACUCAACUACCGACGGUGUGUCUCAACGCACUACAGGCGUUUAUAGGAUUCCUCGCCUGUAUAGUGAUAAUUGCAAUGGUAAAUUAUUGGUUUCUUUUAUCAUCAUUUAUAAUUGGAAUCAUGCUGUACUUAUUAAGAGCCUUCUGUUUGGUUACAAUUCGAAAUGUUAAAAGGUUAGAAGGCAUAACUCGCAGUCCAGUGUUCGAACAUCUGGGCUCGUCAUUACAAGGAUUAGCUACCAUUCGAGCGUUUAAGGGCGAAAAAAUCUUGCAGAAGGAAUUCGAUCAACACCAGGAUCUGCACAGCUGCUGCCACCAUUUAUUUCUUUCAACAACUGAGGCUAUGGGCGCAUUGUUAGGCUACGUUUCCGGUAUCUACGUCGCAAUUGUGACAUUAACCUGUACACUCAUUGGCAAUGGGAUGCUGGGUGGAAAUGUCGGACUGGCCGUGACCCAAUGUUUACAGGUAGCCACCUACAUGCAAAGAACAAUUCGACAAUCCGCCGAAUUGGAAAAUCAAAUGACCAGCGUAGAACGCAUCUUGGAGUACGACAAAAUCGAACACGAAGACAGUUUAGGUAGAGAAGCGCCAACGCUUUGGCCCUCAAAGGGCGAAAUCGCUUUUCACAAUGUUAAUUUGGCGUAUUACUUGCAAGGUCCGCUCGCAUUGAGAAACAUAAGUUUCAGAAUUAUGCCGAAUGAAAAGGUGGGGGUCGUUGGAAGGACCGGUGCCGGAAAAUCGUCAAUUAUCGCUGCCUUGUUUCGUUUAAGUUACUUAACCGGAAAGAUACUAGUGGAUGAUGUCGAUAUAAACAAUCUAAAUUUACGUGAAUUUCGGUCAAAGAUAUCGAUCAUCCCUCAAAGUCCGGUUGUGUUCUCCGGAACGCUAAGAACCAACUUAGAUCCCUUUGAGGAAUUUGAGGACUGUGACUUGUGGUCUGCGUUAGAUAAGGUGGAACUGAAGGAAUUCUUUUCGGCGCUUCCUUUAGGUCUGGAUUUUGGAAUUAGCCAAGGUGGGUCAAACGUUAGCGUCGGACAACGCCAAUUGAUAUGUUUGGCGCGUAUCAUUUUACGUAAAAAUAAAAUACUAGUGAUGGAUGAGGCAACUGCAAGUAUUGAUCUUGAGACUGAUAAAUUAGUGCAAAGGACGAUUAGGAAAGUUUUUGAAGAUUGUACAAUAAUAACUAUUACGCAUAGAUUGGACUCAAUUAUGGACUGUGAUAGAAUUAUGGUGAUAAGCGCCGGCGAAGUGGUUGAAUUUGAUAGACCUUCAAUUUUACUUAAAAAUAAUGAAGGACAUUUCUACAAAAUGACGCAACAAUUGUGAAAUAAACAACCGUUUUAGUACAAGUAAUUACAUAAUAAUUAGAACAACUCAAUUGAAAGCUUUAAAUAGCAAAUAUAAUUUAAAUCAAA